Molecule: messenger RNA, 210 nt
Organism: Prunus armeniaca (apricot)
Lineage: Eukaryota; Viridiplantae; Streptophyta; Magnoliopsida; Rosales; Rosaceae
Source: the annotation of a GenBank genome assembly
AUGGCAAUGACAAUGGAUGGGCUGCCAGACAAGUUCUUUGAGUCCCUUAUCAUGGAAGACAUUAAAGUUGAUCUCCUUGAACCCGGUCGUACUGUUUGCUCCUUCAAAGUACCCCCUCGUUUACUGAAGGGAGGCAAUUUCAUGCAUGGUGGAGUCUAUGCUUACCCUGGUGAGGAAGUUGAGAUUGAGGCCAAGGCUUUACGAGUUUAG